This is a messenger RNA of Python bivittatus (Burmese python), 2035 nucleotides long. NCBI's taxonomy places the organism in Eukaryota, Metazoa, Chordata, Lepidosauria, Squamata, Pythonidae. The record is from RefSeq and is a predicted model, not a curated record.
ACUCCGACCUCUGGGUGUGGCUAUUAGAGUGGCAGCGCACUGGAGACAAAGCGGGGCUUCCGUUCUGUCGCUGCUUCUGGUUCGAUAGACUUCCGUUCUAGUGGGGAGGGUUUUCAAGGGGUGUUUGUGGGACUUUUCCCCCUUUCUGCCCCCCAAAAGCGAAUGUUCCACGGCCAUGGCGGCGCGUCAUGGAAUUGUUGCGGGGCCUGAAGCCGUGGGGCGUAGGUGGCCGAGCAGGACCUGUUCGGUGCUCUGUUGCUUUGCAGCCGUUUCCUUGCUGGCGCUCCUGAUAGCCAUCGCUUGCCGGGCGCUGCGAGGUCCAGGACAUGAAAAAGAGAAAACUGAUAGUAUAGAAGCCAGCAUCUUAGGAUUUUGGAGUCUUCUUGUAAUAGCCCUGAUGACUGGGCUGUCAUGUUGCAGUUUUUCCUGGACAGUGAUCUAUUUUGAUUCGUUCGAACCAGGAAUGUUUCCUCCUACUCCACUCUCACCUGCACGAUUUAAGCGAAUGACAGGACACUCUUUUCACAUGGGCUAUAGUAUGGCUAUAUUGAAUGGAGUUGUGGCAGCUUUCACCGUAGCCUGGAUGCUUUGAAGCUAUCUCCAAACUGGAGCUUAUUGGCAACCUGGAUGGCCAAUAGCGACAUUUUCCACAAAGAUUUCUGUUGUAAUUGAGAACAAUUGACUGCCAUUAAGGAGAGGACAAGGAGAAAAGAAUGUGCUUUCUUACAGAGCCUGGAGGUGAUGUUCUUGAUAUAUAUAAUACAGAGGUUCCCAAACUUUUUUGGUUUGUAGCACCUUUAGUGUCUCAAAAAUUUUUUCACAGUGCCCAUAGGCCAAAAGAAACACUUAACAGUUCCAUUUAUUAGGUAGGUAGGUCCAAACAGCUUAAAUAAAUAUGUCCUAGCAACUUAGUAGCUGUUUGAAAAUAUAAUGCAUAUAAAUUGAAAUAAAAAAUAAUAUUUUUAUUUCAUUUUUAAAUAACCACAAUUACAAAACGGACGCAUAUGCCUGUCGGGCACUGUGCAACUUCUCAAACUUUGGAAUAAGCUUGGAUACCUGUUCCACAUUCAUUUCUUGUUCCACAUUGAUUUUCAUGUGGUAUUUGCUUUUUAUCAGCAGCUGCCGGUGGAUGUAGCAAAAUGUUAAUAUAUCCCACGGCACCCCUGUGAGUUUGCUGUGGCACUCCAGGGCACCAGGUGCACAGUUUGGGAACUGCGGGUUUAAUUCAUUCAUGGAUGAAAAAGAAAUAACGUUAAAGCCUAAAUUUGAGGCCUAUUGUGUGCCAUGAAAAAUGUAAGGGUAAGAAAGAUUUGUCUUCAUAUUUUGUCUACAAAAGGGGACAAAAUUGAAGAACUGAAGAAUUGUAACAGAUCUGAAAUUAAAGUAAAUCUUGAGACUUUAGGACAUUGACUGAAUCUGAUCAGAGAUCAAAUGGUUUGGGGCAGGAUUUUUUAGGGUUCUAAAAUAAUUUAAUGGAGUUCUAUGAGAGACUGAGGGCAAAACAAAAACAGAGCCAAUUUUCUAGCACUAGCGCUCUUGGUCAGCAGUUCUAGGAUCUCUUUUUAACUAACAAGUUCCAUGGCUUGAAAAAGUUUGGAAGCCCCUGGUUUGGGGCCUAAAAAAUAAAAAGGUACAAGAAUGGUGAACUAGUCUCUAGAAAACACUAUUGAUAUAUGCCAAACAGCAGAAGUCCCUCACAGUUGAGAGUUAUGGAUAGAGCAGUGAUAAUAUUCUGAUGUUGACCAUCACAGUGAUAGACUUAUGGAAACGAAACAGAUUCUAGUCAGAAAUAUGGCUUUGGCCUUAACAAAUGAACCAAAUUCUUGAACAGUUCGAUCUUACUUUGGUUGCUGUAUUCAUUGGGGUAGAUUCACUCCCUUAGGUAACACCAACAGAUGUUUGUACAAAUGUAGCAUACUGCUAUCAUGUUCCAGCUGGGACCAAGGUUUUCCCAUAUUUUGUCUCUCCAUCGCAAAAGGUAUAGACCAUUGGUUCUCAACGGGGGUGGUACCACCCCCCGGGGGGCGGUGGGAGG